AUGCCGUACAAGUUUGUCAGCACACAGAUUCGACUGGAGAACGGUCCAACAAAUGUGGGGGAUGAAUUUUCGGAUCCAGUGGUCAUGAAUUACCUGGGAGCGAGGAAAACAACUAUGCUGGGGAACAAUUUUUCCGAGUAUCACGUGGAUGACCCGCCUCGCCUGGUGCUGGACAAGCUGGAGAAGAUCGGCUUCCGUGUGGUGUCCAUGACAGGUGUGGGACAGACACUGAUGUGGUGCCUUCACAAGGAGAUGGAGUGA
Messenger RNA from Pelmatolapia mariae (spotted tilapia), 261 nucleotides. Its product is annotated as GTP cyclohydrolase 1 feedback regulatory protein-like. The transcript has a single exon. The coding region runs from base 1 to 261 and encodes 86 amino acids. Gene Ontology annotation, biological process: negative regulation of biosynthetic process. The record is from RefSeq and is a predicted model, not a curated record. Gene Ontology annotation, molecular function: GTP cyclohydrolase binding. Lineage: Eukaryota; Metazoa; Chordata; Actinopteri; Cichliformes; Cichlidae. Gene Ontology annotation, cellular component: cytoplasm; nucleus.